Messenger RNA from Phoenix dactylifera (date palm), 1937 nucleotides. NCBI's taxonomy places the organism in Eukaryota, Viridiplantae, Streptophyta, Magnoliopsida, Arecales, Arecaceae. The record is from RefSeq and is a predicted model, not a curated record.
CGUAAAGAUGGAAGGAGAGCAGCUGGACACUGAGAAAGGGGAAGGACGGAGACUCCUCGGCGGCCCUGGCCUUUCUUGCCCGUCCCCUUCUUCCCCCCGCUCUUCUGCUCAUCCCUAACCCUAAUCCUAGCCUUGGUGGCGGAUCUAGCUCUCGUUUCUCCUCCGGAUUGGAGAAUGGGAAUGGCUUCCCAGGACGCGAUCGAGCAGCUCGCCGCGCUCAUGGACCAAGUGGACGAGCCGUUGAAGAUCACAUUUCAGGAAUAUGGAAAGAGAUGGAUGGAAGAAGAAGGCAAUGGGAGAUUGGCUUUUGUCUUAAGGAUGGGAAGCACUUAGUACAGUCUUGUGCAACUUUGGUUCACAGGGUCUUCUGGAGUUAUGUUUGAAUGUGUGUUAAAGUCCAGAGGCAUAAUACUUCUCAUAUACUUCUAUCCAUGGUUGGUGGCCAUGGAAGAGAUGUUGAUCAGUCGCUGUAGACAAAGUCAAUGAUUUGUCUUGCUGCUGGAUGUUUGAUUUAUCAUGGUACUUUAUGUGUAGCUACUUUCUUAUGGGGCGUUUCCUCCAAAUGCUUGAUAUGAGAGUUGUCUGCUCUGAGACUCUGGGCCAGUUGGAAUGUGCACCAAGGAUAUACAAAUGAAACUUUGGUACGCUUUCUCAAGGCGAGAGAGGGGCAUGUUACUAAAGCUUAUAAAAUGCUGGUGGAUUCUUUGAAUUGGAGGAUUCAAAAUGGGAUUGACAACAUUUUGUCUAAACCUAUAAUUCCAACAGAUUUAUAUAGAGCAGUACGUGAUUCGCAGCUCAUAGGAUUGUCUGGAUACUCGAAGGAGGGCCAUCCAGUCUUUGCAAUUGGUGUUGGACUCAGCACAUUUGAUAAAGCAUCUGUCCACUACUAUGUGCAGUCACACAUUCAAAUUAAUGAGUACCGGGAUCGUGUAGUUUUGCCUGCUGCAACAAAGAAGUAUGGGCGGUAUAUUGGCACAUGUCUGAAGGUCUUAGAUAUGACUGGGCUAAAGCUUUCAGCAUUGAGCCAAAUAAAGUUAUUAACCAUCAUAUCUACUGUUGAUGACCUAAACUAUCCAGAGAAGACAGAGACUUAUUAUAUAGUCAAUGCUCCGUAUAUAUUUUCGGCUUGUUGGAAGGUUGUCAAGCCUCUUUUGCAAGAAAGGACAAGAAGGAAAGUGCGAGUACUGCAAGGUUGUGGCAGAGAUGAGCUAUUGAAGAUAAUGGACUAUGCAUCCCUUCCCCAUUUCUGUAGAAGACAAGGUUCUGGUUCAUCUCGGUAUUCUUCUGCUGAGGCUGAUGACUGCCUCUCCUUUGACCAUCCGUUUCACCAACAGCUUUACAGCUACAUGAAGCAGCAAGCCUUAAACCAGGAAUUCAUUGUUCCUUUCAAACAAGGGUCCUUCCAUGUAGACGUGCCUGAACCAGACUCUGAGGGAACAAAGAUUGUUAAAACUUUAGAGUCUGAGCUCCACAAGAUCAGUGAUCAAAAUGGGCUUGCUCGCUCGAUGACCGACCUUAAAAUUGAGAGCGCAUGAAGGUGCACCUGCUGGGGACAGUAUUGAAAGUUAAAACUGCACUUUGCCUUUGCUAAUGCCUCAACCAGUUGCAACGGAUUGUGCAGUAGAUCAGUAUGUGCUCUUCCACUAUUUUGGCUCCAGACACAACUGGCGAUAUAAUGUGAAGUGGGUGCACUCUCUCAGUGCAAGCUUUAUAGUGAGGGUUGAAGACAGCAAUGAAGGUCUCUUUCUAAGUAGAAUAGAAACGUGCAAGUAAUAGUGCAACUUAAUCUGAAAAUAUACGAAAAUUUUCGGUAGGCUAAGUACUUAAAUCUGUAAGUUAAAUAUUACUAGAAGCAUCGAGUAUUUUGCAUAUUGAAGUAUAUGCUGUAUGUAGGAACUAUAAUUUUCAGGGCAUAAUAAAAUGAAAUUUUCUGGUAA